Molecule: messenger RNA, 1881 nt
Organism: Didymodactylos carnosus
Lineage: Eukaryota; Metazoa; Rotifera; Eurotatoria; Philodinida; Philodinidae
Source: the annotation of a GenBank genome assembly
AUGGACCUUGGUUAUGUCCAUUUACUUUCAGUUCAAGAUUCUGAUUUACAAAUAGUUAAUGAUACACUAAUGCUUAACAGAAUGAAAAAUAUAACAUUAAUAUGGCUUGACGAAAAUAUUGAUGGAGAAAUCAAACAAUUAUUAGAACAAUUAAAUGAUGAUGUUUUAGGUUGUACUAAUAGAGAUAUAUUCUUUGAAGCUAUAAAUAAAAUAAAAAAUGAUUAUAUAAUUCUUAUUCUAUCUGAACUAACGAAAGAAUCAGCUGAAUUUUUAUGGUAUCAAUUAAUAAGAGAUUAUUUAAUAAAUAUUCCUAAGACAGUUAAUUCUCAACAAGAAAUGAUUGAUAAAUGUCGUUCAUAUUAUCGAGGAAAUCAAUCUUAUUUAAAAUAUGUUAAUGAAUUUCAAGAAACAUACAAAACAAAUCAAAAUGGUAUCAAAUGGUAUACAAAAACAAGUUUUAUUUAUAGACUUGUUAAUCAAGCAUUAAGAACUGAAGAUAUUGAAGCAUUAUUGACAUUACGCUAUUAUAUUGUUGAUCUUUGUACAUGGUUAAAACAAGAAUCUGAUGAAUUAAAAGAAUAUUUAUGUCGUAUAACAAUUACAUUAUAUCGUGGAUUAAAAUUAUCUGAUGAUGAAAUAGAAAAAUUAAAAAAUAACAUUGAUAAUUUAAUAUCAACAAAUGGAUUUUUAUCUACAAGUAAAUCAAUAGAGAUUGCAUGUGCAUUUGCUACAAAUGUUUUAUUUGAAAUUAAAGUUAAUACUGAAGUAGAAAAUAUUAUAUUUGCUCAUAUUUCAGAAUAUAGUAUGAUUAAAGGCGAAGGAGAAGUUUUAUUCGAUUUAGGUACAACAUUUCGAAUUACAAAUGUUGAAUAUAAUGAUAAUAUAAAAUUAUGGAUUGUAUCUAUGAUAGAUGAUGUUGAUGAAGGAUUCAAUAUAAUAAAGGAUUAUAUUAAAAUGAAAAAACAGAAAAUGAAUGAAAUUAUGACUGGUAAGAUUAGUUUUUCAUCUGGAUGGCUUUUAAUUGAAAUGGGACAAUAUACUAAAGCUAUUUAUUAUUUUGAAAAUUUAUUACAGUAUACAACAAAUGAAAUAGAAAAUAUUUGUAUUUCAACUUAUCUAGGUAUUAGUUAAUAUAAAACAAAUCAAAUUGAAUUAGCAAUAAAACAUGUCACAAAUGCAUAUGAUCGAUGUACCACUAUUGAUCCUUGUCCUUCAAUAAUAAGACAUAUAAUAAAUUUAAUUGGCUCUAUUGAUUUGGAUAGACAUGAAUAUGAUCUUGGACUACAGAGUUAUAUAAGAUUAUUACAAAAUGAGAUGUGUGGACAAAGUGUCUAAAAACGAAUUGACGAAUCGCAAUUUUUAAGGGUAAAAAUGAUGCAACAAUUUUCGCGUUUUACCCUUAUUUUGCGAACUCGUACCGAAUUGAUGCGAACUGUAUCGAAUUCGUACGGAUACUCUUAAAACCUUUUACGGAUUCUUCUUGCGAAUUCGUAAAUAGAGAAUAGAUCAAACACGAUGCUGAUCAAUUUGCAAAUAAUUCGUAAAAUUAGUUUACGAAUUCGGGUUCACUGUUUUUGGAACUAGAUUAAUUCGUAAAUACGAAUUAGUGAAUUCGUAUUACGAACUGAUCCAGCAGUUGAAAAUGGAUCCAGGAAUUGAUAAACCCAUUCUGCAAAUUCAUCGCGGAUGUGUACGCUUACUAGCCUACGUAGGGACAGGACACUUUUCUCUGAGGUUAAAAAUAGAUAGAUUCGUCUCUUCUCAUUGAUUCACAUACUUCUCAUACCAAUUCGCCAUUAUUCUUACGUAUUCGUAAAAUACGGCAUGUUGUGUAAAUACUCACAGCCAUCCUCACUGUGUCUCCCCCGCUCCGCACAUGCA